ACAGAAACGAGGACCGCACCCACACACACACACACACAGACACAGAGACACAAACAUACAUUACACACACACACAUACACACUCAGUCAGUCAUGGCUGCUCCUGGGACUGUUUGGCUUCAGCUGCUCCUGGUUGUGCUCGUCGCGCAGACUUGUCUCUCAGAAACAGACACCAGAGGCUUCAGUGGCACAGAGACCCAAGAUGGCGUGUGGGUCAACUCCCAAGCCCAAGAAGUCCUGAGCAGCCGCCUCACAACCGUCUUCCUCCCGAUCGUCUACAUCAUCGUGUUCGCCGUUGGGUUGCCCACGAACGCCUUGGCUAUCUGGGUAUUCCUCUUCCGCACAAAGGAGAAGCACCCGUCGUCCAUCUAUAUGGCCAACCUGGCUCUCGCUGACCUGCUCUUUGUCAUCUGGAUCCCGCUGAAGAUCGCGUACCACUUCAACGGCAACAACUGGAUCUACGGAGAGGGUCUAUGCAAAGUGCUGGUGGCGUUCUUCUACGGGAACAUGUACUGCUCCAUCGCCUUCAUCACCUGCAUUAGCGUCCAGCGUUACUGGGCUGUGGUCAGCCCACUUUCCCGGAAACAUCGGAGCAACCGUGUAGCCAUUUGCGUCUCCAUCUCGGUCUGGGUGGUGGUCUGGCUCAUCACGAUCCCUCUCUAUCUGUACGAUCAACAAGUCCGCGUCGCUAACCUCAAAAUCUUCACCUGUCACGACAUCACAAGGCCCGGUCAGAAGGAAACGGCAGCAGGUUACUUCCUGACAAUGGGAAUACUUGGGUUUGUCGUUCCCACCAUCGUGUGCGUCGUCUCCUACGUCCUCAUGCUCAAGACCCUCAGGAACAGCAUGGGGGACGCCGCCAUCGCCAAGAAGCGGCGUAAGGCCGUGGUGUUGAUCAUCACCGUGCUGGUCAUGUUCUUGGUGUGCUUCACGCCGAGUAACAUCAUGCUGCUGGUGCACUACAUCCUGCUGCUGCGCGAGGCCACCAACAACCUGUACGGCUUCUACAUCACCACGCUGUGCUUGGCGAGCCUCAACAGCUGCUUCGACCCCUUCAUUUACUACUUCAUCUCGGAGGACUUCAGGGAGCAUGUGAAGAACACGUUCCUCUGCAGGAGUGAGAGGACAGUGGAGAGGAUGAGGGUCUCCUUCAGUGCCCUGAAAAACUCCAGAAAGAGCAACACGUACACGUCCGAUUCACGGAACACACAAAGCUCUGACUGCUAGUGAACCGCUGUUUUUUUGUUUUUUUUUGUGUAGAUUUAAGUUUAUUAUUCUACGGUGAAGUCUUACAUCUGUGUGGAAACUCAAGGGAGCCAUCCGUGGUUAUGAUCCACUCAAAGCCUUGAAGUUUUUCAGGUGCUGCUUUUAUCUAUUUUAUAAAUGUAUUAUAAUAUUUCACUGUAUUGAAUUCCCCCCCCCCACCCCUAAUAUCUGCUUUUCUUCAAUAUCAAUAUAGUAAAGGUACAACACAUUAUAAAUAUAAUAUAAUUCAGACAACACAUGAUUGCUAGUAAAUCCAAAAUAAUCUGUGCCAGUGAGGACCAAAUACACUUUGGAAUAGUGUUAAAUGUUACUCUUUUGGAGUAAAUUCAAUGCUAAUGUUCAUUUUAAAAGUAUUUCAGUAUAAUAUAUUUAACUCUUAGUUUAGUAUUAACACUAAUCCAUCCUGGAUUUGGUCCUAAACUGAACUGGUGUUAGGUUGACUCCUACUUUGAAUGUUUGAUUUUGAUUUAAACAAAAUUCAGUUUUUUACAACUCAAUCUUUAAUAUUUAAGAUUUGUAACUUGUUAACCAAUACGGACUGAUUUAAUUUUUUUGAAAAAUGAUUUUAUCCAUAUCACCCAGCCUUGGGACAUAAUUGAAGGUCAUAUUAACAUUUUACUUUGACAUGGGCAGAAAUCUCCAUGCUGUUAUUACUUGUUCCAAUUUGUACAUGUUAGUUGAUGUAUCUUGUAUAUUUUUAAAGUUUUCCAGUAAAAAUCUAGUGCCCAGCUUACGUAUAUUUCCCUGUCAGACAUGGCAUUUAUUUGACUGACAUUGUCUCUGUGUGGUGUGAGACUGGCAGGCAGUUUAAAAGGUCAAACUGGAUGUUCCUCAUUUUCAAAACAGUCCCAUUAUUCAGCACUUGUUGUGGCUUCGGGUUUCUGUUUGACAUUGAACCAAACUUUCUCUUAUUCAUUCCAAGCCAGAGUAUAACUGUCAUUUUGAUAGAUGGAGUAUAGAUAUUUAUUUUAUCAGAUCUAUUUAUGACGUUAUUAAAUACCCAGGAUUUUCUAUGGAUUUGAUGUGAUAAAGUCCACUCACUGAGUAUUCUUGUUUUUAUGUCUGCCUAAACGGAAAAUGUGAUUUAAUCAGGCCAGUUUUUAGAUCCAAUAUAUCAUUUAUUUUACAAAGAGAGCAAAUUGAAAUUGUAUUUUUCAACACAUCAAACAUGGGUCACCUAUUUUUAUGUGUUCCUUCAACUCUAUUUUUGCCUCAGGUCUGUACAGAAUAGUAUUGAAAGAAGCUUACAGUUCUGUAUUUGCACUGUUACUAUUCGCUCCCAGGAGAACAUUUUACCUUUUAUAACAGCGGAAUAAAGUCGGUGACGUUACUGUAGCACCAAAGCUAAAUAACUUGUAACUGUAAUAUUUUAGAUUUUUAACCUCAGUUGUGCCACACUGUGAGUUCUGUAAUAAAAUGUUAAAACAAAUAACACUGGUCU
This is a messenger RNA of Solea solea (common sole), 2706 nucleotides long. It is a transcript of the gene f2rl1.1, whose product is annotated as coagulation factor II (thrombin) receptor-like 1, tandem duplicate 1. Gene Ontology annotation, biological process: blood coagulation; phospholipase C-activating G protein-coupled receptor signaling pathway; thrombin-activated receptor signaling pathway. Gene Ontology annotation, molecular function: thrombin-activated receptor activity. The transcript has 2 exons. Gene Ontology annotation, cellular component: membrane. The record is from RefSeq and is a predicted model, not a curated record. Lineage: Eukaryota; Metazoa; Chordata; Actinopteri; Pleuronectiformes; Soleidae. The coding region runs from base 93 to 1226 and encodes 377 amino acids.